AUGUUGGCGCCGCAGUGGGGGGGACUCCCAUUCGUUGGCCGCAGGCGUUUGCGAAGCUUUCUGGCGCGGUGGUAUGAUGAAAGAGGAGAGCCCUUGAGCCUGCUCCGGACACCGGCGCCGUCUCCAGAGGCUUCAAAGAGCCGAGAUUCCUUGGAGAGUUCAGACGGAUUUGAGGAAGCAGAGUUCUUGAAGGAUUACUUCCAGUCACAAGAACAGACAUACCAUGCAGUGCUGAACUUCAUCAGUCAGGUGUCCAUCCAUCUCAACUACUGGCUGGACUGGGCCACACCCGUCCACCGCCGUCCUCGGUGGGCACAUCGCUUGGCUAGGAAGCUCUGGAGCAGUUGGUUGGUGCUGCUCGGUCGGCCCCAGAUCACUGCGCCCGAGCGCUGUGCUUCGCAAUUUGCGCGGCUCAACGAGGAACUCUGCAGACUUUUGGCUUUCAUCCAGGUGUCCUCCUUCGAGCUGCUUUCCUCCUGUUUGGACUCGGAGUCUGAUCGCUGCCAAGCGCUCACCAAGGCUCUUCAAGGUCUUGCCUGGCAGACACGUGCCGCAGCUUCCACCGCGGCGGAUUUGAACUUCGCCUCUCCUGCCACCAGGUGGAGGUGGCCUCCGACCUCCCAUUUGUGGGAGCAGGUGCAAGGUUUGGAAGACAUCUCUGCGUCGGAAUACUCCAGGGGUGCGAAGCAGUGGACGCUCUCUCAGGAGGAGUUGGUGAAGAAGGGCCGGCUCCAACUGCAGCAGAACGACUUGGCCUUCGAGGUCAUGGCCCAGAGCAUGACCAGCUUUAUAGAAAGCAACGGUCAGCUCAGCCAUUGGCGGAAAUGGUGGCCAAUCUACAGCAGUGCCACGCUGGGUACCUUGCUACUCUCCUGGAGGAUGCGCCUGUCGAACCGAUCGGUGCGACAUGCGUUGGCAAAGCAAGCUGAAGACGUCGUCGUUCAGUUCCUUCGUGAAUGGAUCGUGUCCCCGAUCGAGCAGCUGGUGGAGGCCCUUUUCUUGCGCAGACCCAAAGAUGAUUUGCGCGUGCAGCUUCGAGAUCUCAGAUCCGAAGAGGAGACCUUGGAUCGCAUGGUCUCUGGCUUUGCAAAGUUCGCUCGGGCGGAGUCACAGUUCCAGGCAGAAGCCACAGGCGCUGGAGACCAAGAGCUUCCGGAGCGGUACUUUGAGUGGUCCAUGACGAAACCCCUCAGCAACGUGAUCACAGGACACUUGAUGGAGUCUUGCAUGGUGCAGAGCCAGAAAUUGAAAGUGUUGCUUUAUGCCUCUUUAUAUUCGAUCGAUGCUGUUAUGACGCAGCUCAAGUGGGAUUUCUUAAUGGCUGGAGUCAUGCCCAUGACGCUUCUCUGUGUGUCAGCAUAUUGGAUCGUCUCCGGUUCCUGGCGGCGCCGCCAGUUAGUUUUCAGGAAAAAGAUGGUCCGGGCGCUUGCGGAGAUGGACCGCUACCUGAAUCGAAACACUCAGUCCUUGGCUCCUCGCCAAGUAUCCUUUGGAAUUGCCCAAUUGCAAAGCAGAGGCCAAAGCGUGUCUGUGAAGACACUGCUUCUGCAGGCGCUGGGCGGACAACCAGAUGAGGCCGCAGAUGCGCAAAGUCGCAUCAAGCCGCCCACUCCCUCGUCACUGCAUUGUCUUGCAGGAUUCGGCAACGAAGCUGUGGAUUUGGACAAGGUCGGAGCGGCCCUUUGCCACUGUGAUACUUUGUGCCGAUUAGCUUCAGUCUUCCGCCUGGAGGACUCUGAUUGGCGGUCAUUUCGCAGAGAUAUUCUGGACCUCUCGUCGCCGGAGUUGUCAGUUUCUGAGAAGCUCCACGUCGUUUCUACCAUGAGACACACGUAUCAUGUCUUUGACCUGCGUUUAUAG
Molecule: messenger RNA, 1860 nt
Organism: Symbiodinium sp. CCMP2456
Lineage: Eukaryota; Dinophyceae; Suessiales; Symbiodiniaceae
Source: the annotation of a GenBank genome assembly